AUGCGGGUGCUCGUGGGUGGCGGGACGGGCUUCAUUGGGACAGCCCUGAGGCAACUGCUGAAAGCCAGAGGUCAUGAAGUGACUCUCGUCUCCCGGAAGCCCGGCCCGGGUCGGAUCACGUGGGAUGAGCUCGCUGCGUCGGGGCUGCCCCCCUGCGAUGCUGCAAUCAACCUGGCUGGAGAGAACAUCCUCAACCCUCUCCGAAGGUGGAAUGAAGCUUUCCAAAAAGAGGUUCUCAGCAGCCGCUUGGAGACCACUGACUUGCUGGCUAAAGCCAUCACCAAGGCCCCACAACCCCCCCAAACCUGGAUCUUAGUCACAGGUGUAGGUUACUACCAGCCCAGCCUGACUGCUGAGUAUGAUGAGGACAGUCCAGGAGGAGAUUUUGACUUUUUCUCCAACCUCGUAACCAAGUGGGAAGCUGCAGCUAGACUUCCUGGAGAUUCUACACGCCAGGUGGUGGUACGCUCUGGGGUUGUGUUGGGCCGUGGAGGCGGUGCCAUCGGUCACAUGCUGUUGCCCUUCCGCCUGGGCCUGGGGGGCCCCAUCGGCUCUGGCCAGCAGUUCUUCCCCUGGAUUCACGUUAAGGACCUGGCAGGAAUCCUGGCCCAUGCCCUUGAAGCAAGCCACGUGCAGGGCAUCCUGAAUGGAGUGGCUCCAGCCUCUACCACUACGAACGCUGAGUUUGCACAGGCCUUAGGCACAGCCCUAGGCCGCCCAGCCUUUAUCCCUCUCCCUAGCAUUGUUGUGCAAGCCGUUUUUGGGCAAGAACGUGCCAUCAUGCUGCUGGAGGGCCAGAAGGUGAUCCCACGGCGGACACUGGCCACUGGCUACCAGUAUUCCUUCCCAGAGCUAGGGGCUGCCUUGAAGGAAAUCGUAGCCUAA
Pipistrellus nathusii (Nathusius's pipistrelle) is the source of this 885-nucleotide messenger RNA. NCBI's taxonomy places the organism in Eukaryota, Metazoa, Chordata, Mammalia, Chiroptera, Vespertilionidae. The record is from the annotation of a GenBank genome assembly.